Nerophis lumbriciformis (worm pipefish) is the source of this 750-nucleotide messenger RNA. NCBI's taxonomy places the organism in Eukaryota, Metazoa, Chordata, Actinopteri, Syngnathiformes, Syngnathidae. The record is from RefSeq and is a predicted model, not a curated record.
AUGCUGGGCAAAAUCCUCUGGCUGCCGAUCAAUCUGUUGCAAGCAGCGUAUUUGGGGGUGUGGUCGAUCGGUUGGAUCCUGGCCGCGCUAGUAGUUCGGCUGAUCGCCCGCAGUCCCGAGCCGGCGCUGGCCACCGCGCGGAAGUUCUGGGCACCGGGCUUGCUCUGGGGCGGUUUGAUUCGGCUGGAGGUCCGUGGGCUCGACAAGGUGGACUUCUCGCAACCGGCGUUCUUCGUCAUGAACCAUCGGUCGCAGGUCGACAUCGUAGUGGCCUUUCACGCUUUGCCGGUCAAUCUGCGUUUUAUCGUCAAGAGCGAGCUGCGCAGGGUGCCGGUGCUAGGCCGAUAUAUUGCCGCGAUGGGUAUGAUCUUCGUCGACCGCGGCCACCGCUUGCGGGCGCUCGACAGCGUUGCCGUGGCGACCCGCUUGCUCCGGCGAGGGCACUCUUUGUUUGCCUUUCCGGAAGGUCGCCGCUCGCGCGAUGGACGGAUCCUGCCGUUCAAGACCGGGGUCUUGCUGCCCGCCAUCGCGGCCGGCGUGCCGGUGGUACCGAUGGCUCUCGAAGGGGCUGAUCGGGUGUUGCCGCCGGACGGCUUUGCGCCUCGCCCCGGCACGCUGCGGGUAGCGAUCGGCGAGCCGCUGGCGACGACCGAUCUAGAGGCUCGCGACCGUCGGGAGUUCGCCAAGCGGGUCCGCCAGCAGGUCGUCGCGCUCCAUGAGGAGCUGGUGGCGGAAGUACGGCAGCGUUGA